Messenger RNA from Notothenia coriiceps (black rockcod), 837 nucleotides. RefSeq names its product protein-methionine sulfoxide oxidase mical2b-like. The transcript has 4 exons. The record is from RefSeq and is a predicted model, not a curated record. Bases 157 to 729 code for a protein of 190 amino acids. Lineage: Eukaryota; Metazoa; Chordata; Actinopteri; Perciformes; Nototheniidae.
CAGGUACCAGCAGAGGCAGAUAAGCUCCAGCCGGUCUCGGGCCAGGAUGAGGAAACACCCCCGGGCCAACCCUCCACCUUCCAGCUCAUAGCCAACGCCUUCAGGAGGAGAUUUAGUGUGACCCACCCCUCCAGCAGGACCAACACUGCAGUCACCAUGAGGGCCAAAUGUAACGACGGACCCCGCAAGCAGAGGGCCGUUUCAGAGGGAGCGUUAAGCUUCAGCUCCCUCUUCAGCACCGCAGCUCCGGAGCCCUCUACAGAGGGGAAAACCAGCAAGCACCAAGCUCGGGUAGGGUCUGUGGGGGCCAAACCCUGGGGGGCCGGGCGAGACCUGCCCUCUCUGCUGCAGCAGGUGUCUCUGAAGGGCCGCAGAGACUCUGGAGGGGUGUUCUCUGACGACAUGGCCUCACUGCCCGGCAAGAAGCUCAACCUGUUCGCAUCUCUAAGGCUGAAGAAGAGGGAGGAGUCAGAGAGCGAGGGGCGGGACCAGGAGAUCAAGACCAUCCUCACCAACCUCAGGAACAAAGCCUCCAGCCAACAGAAUCUUGAUGAGCCUUCCUCCAGUGAUGACGAAGAUGAAAACCUGACAUCCAAUCAGAAGCGGUGUCCCGAGAGACAGAGGAGGAAGCAGGAGAAGACGGUGGCCCAGCAGUCCAAAAGGGAGCAGCUGAAGAGGCUCCACAGGGCUCAGGUUCCAAAACCUUUUCUUUUUGAAUCACUCAUUUAAAAAAUGGUCCAUAACCGUCUUUGCAUCACAAUUUCUUUCCCUUACAUGUUACAGCCCAUCCACAUGGCGGCGUGCGUUGACGCUUCAACGCUUCUGCCCAUUCACUUU